Messenger RNA from Ochotona curzoniae (black-lipped pika), 2365 nucleotides. It is a transcript of the gene SPEM3, whose product is annotated as SPEM family member 3. The coding region runs from base 1 to 2355 and encodes 784 amino acids. The record is from RefSeq and is a predicted model, not a curated record. Gene Ontology annotation, biological process: sperm individualization; flagellated sperm motility. The transcript has 5 exons. NCBI's taxonomy places the organism in Eukaryota, Metazoa, Chordata, Mammalia, Lagomorpha, Ochotonidae. Gene Ontology annotation, cellular component: cytoplasm.
AUGGGUGAACGAGCCCACCAUGGAGCCCAAGCGUGUUCUGGUACCAACCCCAGGAGAUGCCAGGACUUAGGGGACUCCAUCCUGCUGAUUCUGGGCAGCUUCAUCUUGCUCAACGUGGGGAUCAACGUGGUGACACUGCUCUGGAAGCAUCUCAAAAGCUCCUUACGGAUUCUUUUCCAUCAUUUCUUUCCCAAAGAUCCCAAGACCCUGUACUCAAGAGUAUCAUCCCGCUUUCAUCGGCGCUCGAGCUUCCUGCUGGAGCACAACCAACACCCCGACUCUUGGACACCGGACACAAAUGAUGCCAAGCCUUCUCGGUUAUGGAUGUCAUCUCCCUGUGGCCAUGCCGGGGCUCCCGCCGAGGUUCCAUGGGGACCGUGGAAGGAGGGGAUGCUGGGAGCCACCGAAGCACCCCAGGCUGUGGCUUUGAAGGCCCAGGCCUCCUUGCUGUCCAAGCCAGGGUCAUUUCCUCAGUUCCUGAAGACAGGCAGCAAGGUGGAUGCUGCCGUGCCACUCCGCUUGCCUCAUGAGAUCUACGAUGCCCGCAGAAUGAAGCAGAGCAUCUUUCAGAUGUACAUUCCCCAAAACUCCGGGUGUUCUAGAAAAGAUGAGGCUGUCCACUCCAGGCCCCAAGAUGGGCAGGGCCUGGUGAGUUCUGAGAUCUCUGAACCAGCAUUAAAGCCACCUGAUGGGGAUGGUGCCACACCUUCUUCAGGACCCAUCCUGGGCUACCUGGAAUUGGGGAACAUGGAAUUGAAGGUUCCAGAAGAUACCAGGGACAAAUUCUUCCAGUCUAAGACCUUCUCUUACUGCAGUUUCCAUCCUUGCGAUUCAGAGAGGAGGAAUUCCCAGCUCCCUGUCUACCCCAAGUUCCUGGUUUACUCACAGGACGCUGUACCCCUUAAACCUUGUCUCCAUUCUCCAACAGCCACUCAGAAUUCGCUGUCUGCCUUUCCUCCACCAUGCACGCUUUCCCUGCCGCUUGUUCCUCCCAGAACCUUUGUGGUUGCAACCAACCAUCAGAAGCCCUCUGCCCCAUUACAAACCCACACCAAACCACCUCAGUCAAUCCCACCUUCCCAGUUCCCUAGCCCUCCCCAGUUCUCCACUGCUGCUUCUCAACCUCUUCUACGAUCCCAACAACCUGAACUUCAGGAGAAUCUAGGCCUCAGCCAAGACUCUGGCCUCCAAGUGACCUCAAGCCCUUCAAAGGACUCAAGAGUUCCCAAGAAGUCAAGUUUUCUGUCUUCUUCCCAGAAUCUUGGACUCCACAAGCAGAAUCCAGGCCUUAGUCAAGAUCCCAGACCACAGAAGAGGGGUUCAUAUCAUACCCAAGUCCCCGAAGUCAGCAAAUCCUCAAGACACUCCCAGCCAGCUGGUAUCCUCAAAGGCCCAAGCCUUGCCCAAACCUCUGGUCUCCAAAAGGGCCUAGGCCUAACACAAGACUCGGGAGAUUAUAAGAAUUCAGGCCUCACCCAAGACUCUGCAGUCCAGAGGGACCAGGGUCCUUCAGAAGAUUCAGAACAUGGUAAGAAUCCAGAUCUUACACAAGCAGCUGAAGUUGAAAGAAGACCUAACCUGACCCAAGAUUCUGGAGUUUACAGGAGCCCAGAACACAGCCAUGGUUCUAACCUCCACAAGGGACCAAGAGUUAAACAAGAGCAUGGUUCCCAGAAGACCCCACUCCUCCCCCAAGACUCAGUCAUCUCCCAGAUGCCAAACUUGACCCAGGAAUCUGGCCUCCCCCAGGCCAUAAGCUUUACCCCAGAUCCUGGCCUUCUCAAGAACCGGAGAGCAUCUCGGGGCCCUGAAUUGGUCCGAGAUGCGGAUGCAUCUCAGACCCCCAAAGCAGCCCUCCCCCCGAGGAAGUCGUUUGUGUCUGAGAAGGCGCCACAGGAAAAUGCAGAGCAGCACAUAGCCUGGACUUCUGUUCCAAUCAACCAACCCCCCUGUCCUUCCAGAAGCCAGCUGGCUGCCUCCGACCUACAGACCUUCUCAGAGGUCCCCGUUCUAAUUGAGCUUCAGUCAUCCUCCCGGCGGGUGGGCAGCCAAGACUGGGGGUACCGCCCCACGGACUCGGUGCCUUCGGCCUGCCAGAACUAUCGCCAGAUGUCUAUGCCUCCUAAAAUCAACUGGAAGCCCCACUGCCCUGGCCCAGGUACCCGGACCGGCCAUGUGGUCUUCGAUGCCCGCCAGAGACAGUUAGCAGUGGGCAGGGACAAGUGUGAAGCGCUAGCUCCCAGACGCCUUUACCAAGAGGUACCCAGCAACUCGGGGGAGACAGUCAAGGAGUGGGGCUAUCAGAAUGUGAUGAGGACCUUGGACAAGGAGGGGUCAAAAGUACAUCUGGAAUAAAAAGAUGAAA